Messenger RNA from Myxozyma melibiosi, 1679 nucleotides. RefSeq names its product mitogen-activated protein kinase HOG1. Gene Ontology annotation, molecular function: MAP kinase activity; ATP binding. The transcript has 9 exons. Gene Ontology annotation, cellular component: nucleus; cytoplasm. The coding region runs from base 314 to 1363 and encodes 349 amino acids. NCBI's taxonomy places the organism in Eukaryota, Fungi, Ascomycota, Lipomycetes, Lipomycetales, Lipomycetaceae. Gene Ontology annotation, biological process: cellular response to oxidative stress; osmosensory signaling pathway; stress-activated MAPK cascade. The record is from RefSeq and is a predicted model, not a curated record.
UAUCCAAGUUCAGCAGGUUCUUAUUCUUUUUUAGCUCAUAUCUCUCUUCUUCCUUCUCUCUUUCUCUUCACUAAUAUCUCCUACAAUACUCCGCUCCCAUCUCGAAUCUCCAAAGCCGUGCAACUGUCUGCGUCCAUUUCUAGAUGAGCUAGUCCCGAUGCGGAAUAGGUUGAACCCUAUUUGAUCUGUUCCUCCGCUGCUCGGUCUCUGCGAUUAUCACCACUCCGCUGCCCACAGUCCUCUGUCUUCAUCCCUCUUCUCUUCUUUUAUUCAUUCAAGGGGCUCUGCGGAUAAUCCGGGUUUGAUCGACAUCAUGGCUGACUUUAUCAGAACUCAGAUCUUUGGCACCUCCUUCGAAAUCACCAGCAGAUAUUCCGACCUCAAUCCCGUCGGAAUGGGUGCUUUCGGCCUGGUCUGCUCUGCCCGCGAUCAGCUCACCGGUCAGGCCGUCGCCAUCAAAAAGAUCAUGAAGCCUUUCAGCACCCCCGUUCUCUCUAAGCGCACAUACCGUGAGCUCAAGCUGCUCAAGCAUCUCCGACACGAGAACGUCAUCUCGCUUUCCGAUAUCUUCAUCUCCCCUCUCGAGGACAUCUACUUUGUCACCGAACUCCUGGGCACAGACUUGCAUAGACUGUUAACCUCCCGUCCACUCGAGAAGCAGUUCAUCCAGUACUUUCUCUACCAGAUCCUCCGAGGCCUUAAAUACGUGCACUCGGCCGGUGUAAUUCAUCGCGAUCUGAAACCGAGCAACAUUCUCGUCAACGAGAACUGCGAUUUGAAGAUCUGCGACUUUGGACUGGCGCGAAUCCAGGAUCCUCAGAUGACCGGUUACGUUUCGACCAGAUACUACCGUGCACCAGAAAUUAUGCUUACCUGGCAAAAAUACGACGUCGAAGUUGACAUCUGGAGUGCGGGAUGUAUCUUCGCCGAGAUGUUGGACGGAAAGCCCCUGUUCCCUGGAAAGGAUCAUGUGAACCAGUUCUCAAUCAUCACCGAGCUUCUGGGAACCCCUCCUGACGACGUGAUACACACAAUCUGCAGUGAGAAUACCCUUCGCUUUGUCAAGUCUCUACCAAAGAGACAAAGAAUACCAUUGUCGCAAAAGUUCAAGAACGCGGAUCCUCAGGCGAUCGAUCUACUAGAGAAGAUGCUCGUUUUCGAUCCGCGCAAGCGAAUCACGGCCGCCGAGGCUUUGGCGCACGAGUACCUCGCGCCUUAUCACGAUCCGACCGACGAGCCUGUUGCCGAGGAGAAGUUUGAUUGGUCGUUCAACGAUGCGGACUUGCCUGUCGAUCAGUGGAAGGUAAUGAUGUACUCUGAAAUUCUGGACUUUCACAACAUCGACGGAGGAAUAGCACAAUAGGUCAAGAUCUCGAGUGAGGCGUGGGUAUAAGAUAAGUGGUGAGCAGCAGAUGGGGUGUUCUGUGAGGAGACUCGAAUACUUGGAUUGAGCAGAUACCGUGUAGUUUCUAUUCAGAAGGUAAUACGUCUUUGAGUGUCUUUGGUCGAGCAGACAGAUGAUCGAAGCACUCGAAUUUUUCCCAUAAUUUAUUCUCAAUUAAUUUUGUUUGUUGUUGUAUUUCUUGGGUUUUGUUAUUGUUUUGUUUAUUAUCUAGUUGUUGUUUAUCUCUUGUUGUUAUUGUUUAAUAGUAGUCUGUGUAGAAUCUGCAAAGUGAGGA